Messenger RNA from Pseudocercospora fijiensis CIRAD86, 1449 nucleotides. RefSeq lists its product as uncharacterized. Bases 1 to 1449 code for a protein of 482 amino acids. The transcript has 6 exons. The record is from RefSeq and is a predicted model, not a curated record. NCBI's taxonomy places the organism in Eukaryota, Fungi, Ascomycota, Dothideomycetes, Mycosphaerellales, Mycosphaerellaceae.
AUGUUAAAGCGUAUGGAACAGCCUUGUCUUUAUCUCAAGACAGCACCAUCGCAUUCCAGCCCGCGCAUUAUGGGGAACAACAGCAAGAAUCAUAUCAUCCCAACCGCAGGGCUAGAUGAACACACAAGCCCGCGCUGGAAAGUAAUGUACUACAUCCACAAGUCACUAAAUGGGCGAAGAGAUGCCAAGAAGAACCGAGUUGCCGGAAUUUUUGUUGAAGGGGAAAGCCCGUGGCAGUUUCAAGCCGAUUUCGUCGAGCAACGUGCGGAACAGUUGUGCAGACGCAUCACGAGAGACUGCCCCUUGGAUCUGCUCUACUAUGGCCGCCCACUGGGAUUGGUAUCAUGUGUGCAAGCGGAUUUACCAGCUUACGAGUACUGGGGUAAGCAUGGGUUUUGCGAAUACUGCUGGGUUGAAAGAGACGGGACGAAUGAUGGAAAUGGUGCAACCACAGAAAUGCAGCCGCCUGCGCAGGAUGCAGCAGGUCGCCUGCACAGCACAUCACACUUGUGCCAGCACCCAUCUACUCAAGCUUUACCUGCUUUCGCGCGCUCCUCGGUCACUGCGUCCGACAGUACAGAGAUUUCGAAUACCAUGGCUGCAGCCGAUCAACAUGCGAAUGUAGUGCCAACGACUCGCUAUGCAUCUAUGUUAUCAGAUCACCAUUCAAUGCGCGCCGUCGGCGCAGUGCCUCACGGAUGGUCCUCCCCACCCAAUGUCGCAGGUCAGGACCAAUCUUCUGCGGCAUCAAUUCGGCCAGACGAGGCACUUGUCGAUCGAAGACUCGCUGCAUUGCGGAGCAGCAGGUCAUACGAUCAUGCCACGCCAAGAGCCUUCCUUUGGGCCGUGAAUCUUGACCUAGGCCACGAAGGGGAUGGGAAUAUCAUACCGCGAACUGGGUUUGUUUGGUGGAUAUGGCGCCUUGCGGAAAAUCGUAUCACGCACAGCGCAGUGGAUUACUUACAUAAUACUGCAUUGUCGGCGGUUCAAUUCGCUUCGUUGAUUGCCUAUUGUAAAAAUUCUUCAUAUCCCAAGAAGUCAUGUGACAGUCAUGUGACUGAGCUGAUGCGUCACAAAUCGUCGCUAGAUCUCUGCAUGCUCUGGAAAACAUCUCCAUUUAAAGCAUGGUGGGAAGCACAUCGCACCUGGAAGGUAUCGCCGCCGCAGCCCCGAACUUCAACACCUGGUAUGGACCGUCCGAUGAUAUGCCACGACGACGCUAGAAUCGGCAGCAUCUACGCAUCGGACUUGAUCGGAGUAACAGUGGAUAGUCCGGCAUCCCUGCAUUUUCAUAGGUUUCAACGAAUAGCGCUGCUCAGAAUCGACGGUCCGCGUUUAGUGGCUAACACUCUGUAUCAACCUCAACAUCUGCCGAUCAAAAGCUCCUUGACGGUAAAACCACGCCAUCACACCAACAAAUGCACACCGACCUCCAAAAAUGCUGCAUGA